AUGAUGGAACAGGAUUUUAAGGGGGACCCCGAUACCCCGCACUCCAUCUCCUUCUCGGGCAGCGGGUUCCUCUGCUACUAUCAGAUAGGGGCCGUGGAUGCCUUCCGAGACCUGGCCCCCCGCAUGCUGGAUACGGCUCAUCGGGUGGUCGGGACGUCUGCUGGCUCGGUAGUAGCUGCCCUGACAGUGUUGGGCAUCGACAUGGAUGAAUAUCUCAAAGUCUUAAAUGUUGGUGUGGCUGAGGUCAGGAAAUCCUUUCUGGGACCAUUUUCCCCUUCCUGCAAGAUGGUCCAGAUGAUGAAACAGUUUCUGUAUCGAAUCUUGCCUGAGGAUUCCUACAAGAUGGCGACAGGAAAGCUCCAUGUGGCCCUCACACGGGUGGAAGAUGGAGAGAACGUGGUGGUGAAUGAAUAUACUUCUAAGGAAGAGCUCAUUGAGGCACUCUACUGCAGCUGCUUUAUUCCUGUUUACUGUGGCCUCAUUCCACCAACUUACCGGGGAGAGAGGUAUAUUGAUGGAGGAUUCACUGGAAUGCAGCCGUGCUCCUACUGGACAGACUCAAUUACCAUCUCAGCUUUCAGUGGCCAGCAAGACAUUUGCCCCAGGGACUGCCCAGCUAUCUUCCAUGACUUCCAUUUAUUCAACUGUGGCUUCCAGUUCUCCUUGGAAAAUAUUGCCCGUAUGACCCAUGCCCUCUUUCCCCCAGACCUGAUGGCCUUGCAUGAAUAUUAUUACCGGGGAUAUCAGGACACAGUCUUAUACUUGAAGAGGCUAAAUGCUGUCUACCUCGAGUCUCCCACCAAGAAUUUAAUAUUCCCACGGGUGGAAGUGUUCUCCUUGGGAAAGCAUCUGCCCCAAUGUGGGGAAUGGAAAGCGAUUGAUGGGCAGAACUCAGAGACUGCAGGGACCACCUCGUCAAAGCCCUCGAGACACCCUCUGAAUGAAGCCGCCAAGGGGAAUGGGAAGGAUGACGACAACGAUGAGGAGGAGGAUUUUGAAUUUGUACUUGCUCAGCUCCCUUUCUCAUCAGCCACACAGCCAUCUACAGAGGCAGUUCCAUCACCUGUAAAGUCACCUGUGCAGUCACUUGUCUCCCUUGUGGGGCUCCCUGUCCCGUCACCACCUGAUUCAUCUAGAGCCUGCCUUGUCUCAUCACCAUCCGAACAGUCGCCACUCUCACCAGCUCUUCAUUCAAUGACACGCUCGCUCCCAGCACUCAUGCAAUCGUCCAUGACUCUCUCGGUGUCUUUCUCAUCUCUACCGACCUUUGUGCAGUUACCUGCCUCACCCCCUGUACAGUCACCGGCAUCAACACCUGUGCAGUCACUUCCUUCACAUUUAGUGCCAUCCCCAACGUUAUCCCCAACAUCUCCAGUUAUGUUAUAUCCUCCGUCGAUAUAUCUUCAUUCACCUUCAGUGUCUCCUAUGUGGGCAUCAUCCGUGGAAACUGACACGACGUCCCAGCCCCAAGCUUCUUCGAAUCAGAAAAUCACUGUGUUUUUGGUCAAAAAGAAGGAAGCCGUCUCCAAGCCUUCUGUGAAGGGCCACCCCGUGGAUGACACAAAUUGGGUGAAAAAGUUGUUUAGAAGGACCAGCUGUGACACAAAUGACACCAGGAGAGACUUCUCAAGACAUCGAAAAUCAAGGCGAGCAAAGAAAAGAGAACAGCAGCCUCCCCCCUGCCUCCUUGACUCAUCUCUGCUGCCUACUCCUGGGACAGUUUGGGUGUCCUACCGGCCUCAUCCCAUCGGUACAUGUCAGAUGCAUGAAGACUCUCAGGUAUCUACACACCUGGAAAGGGACCAGAAGUAG
Molecule: messenger RNA, 1812 nt
Organism: Gracilinanus agilis (Agile Gracile Mouse Opossum)
Lineage: Eukaryota; Metazoa; Chordata; Mammalia; Didelphimorphia; Didelphidae
Gene: PNPLA1
Product: patatin like phospholipase domain containing 1
Exons: 10
Coding region: 1-1812 (603 amino acids)
Biological process (GO): lipid homeostasis; triglyceride catabolic process
Cellular component (GO): lipid droplet; cytoplasm; membrane
Molecular function (GO): triacylglycerol lipase activity
Source: RefSeq, a predicted model, not a curated record